AUGGGUAAACUUUUAUCAAAGGUUUUAAAAAAAUUAUCAGCUGAUGGACCCAAACGUAUUCUUAUGCUUGGCUUGGAUAAUGCGGGUAAAACAACAAUACUUUAUCAAAUGAAACAUACAGAAGAUUAUAGUACUGUACCAACAGUUGGUUUUAAUGUUGAAACAAUAUCUCCAUGUCAUGGAAUAACUUUAACAGUUUGGGAUGUUGGUGGUCAAGAUCAUUUACGAACAUUAUGGCAUCAUUAUUUUGAUAAUGUUGAUGGUUUAGUUUUUGUUAUUGAUUCAACUGAUCGCAAUCGACUUUCUCUUGCCAAAGCUGAAUUAAAAGGAAUUUUUCAUCAUGAUACGAUGAAAAAUGUUCCAUUAGUUAUUAUUGCUAAUAAACAAGAUCGUACUGAUGCAUUAUCAACUGAUAUUUUAAUAGAAAAACUUGAUUUAAAUCAAUGGUAUAAUGGAACAUUUAAUAUUAUUCCUUGUUGUGCAUUAACAGGAGAUGGUUUGAAGAGUGCAUUUACAGUUCUAGCAAAAAUAAUAAGAAAACAAGCGAAAAAUCGUCAAAUAGAUGUGAUUUAA
Messenger RNA from Adineta steineri, 573 nucleotides. Lineage: Eukaryota; Metazoa; Rotifera; Eurotatoria; Adinetida; Adinetidae. The record is from the annotation of a GenBank genome assembly.